AUGGAAACGAAGUCCUAUCGGCGGAUAUACGAGACAAUACUGGCGAAUCAUAUCGGCAAGUAUCGGCAGAUGGUCUUGCUUUCGGGACCGCGCCAAGUCGGGAAGACGACGCUCGGCGAGACGUUGUCCGGUAUUUGCCUGAACUGGGACGACGAUGAUGUGAAGCGUACGAUCAUGUCCGGACAGUCCGAGACGGUGAAACGAUACGGACUCGCCGGGAUGUCCGAGACCGACAAGGUGGUCGUGUUCGAUGAAAUCCACAAGUACACGCGGUGGAAGCAAUUUCUGAAGGGCUUCUACGAUGUUUACGGGAGGAAUGUCCGGAUCGUCGCCACAGGAUCGGCGAAGAUGGAUGUCUACAAGAAGGGCGGAGACAGCAUGAUGGGGCGUUAUUUCCCCUACCGCAUGCAUCCGCUUUCUGUCGCGGAACUCCUGGAUGUGACGAUUCCGGGCGAGGGACUUGUUCGCAGUCCCCGCGAGCUUGCGAAGGACGAAUGGGAUGCGCUGGUGCGGUUUGGCGGCUUCCCUGAUCCGUUUGUGAAGCGGGAUGUGCGGUUUUCGCGUCGGUGGCAGUCCCUUCGCUUUGAACAGCUGACGCGAAUUGAUGUCCGGGAUCUCACCCGUGUUGCGGAGCUUGACCAGCUUGCGGCCCUGGCGCGGAUUCUGUCCCUUAGGUCUGGGGAGCAGUUGGUUUACAAGAAUCUCGGCAAUGAAGUCGGCGUGGACGAGAAGACGGAAUGUCGAGAACUCAAUCCGUAA
Messenger RNA from Cylicocyclus nassatus, 759 nucleotides. The record is from the annotation of a GenBank genome assembly. Lineage: Eukaryota; Metazoa; Nematoda; Chromadorea; Rhabditida; Strongylidae.